GACCAUCCACAACACCCCUUUCUUUCCCGCCAUCAUUACACCACAUCCUGUUGGGCAGUCUUUGGGUGCGGCGACAUCUUCACCAAUCGAUUUGUCUACUACCACCCUUGGUGGUGGAGUUGCAACUCUCCGUGCAGGUCAACAUAUGCGAGCGCGGGGCUCCCCUGCCAUGAGCACGACGCGAUCAGUGCCAACUUUCUCUCUCACUUGUCAUCCGGCCAGUAUGGCAACGUUUCCAUGGGUUUCGAACAAUAUCGUGUCGAAGACCCUUAUGGGUUGAACAGUCGUGGACAGCAAUCGGCUUGGACAGCGACUAUGCUGAUCCUGCACAGCAUAUGCUCCUCGUCGAAGGCAUUCGCCUACGGUCAUUCUCACAUCGCGCGUUCGAACGACGGAUGUGUCUUGCAAGGCACCUCUCCUCACAGCGCGAGCCUGACACCCCCUCAUACCAAUGCCACUGGCUAUACGGACGUUGCUGGAUAUGCUAACGUGAGCCCUUUUGGCACGGUCGCUGUUGCUGGGUCAUUGAAUGAUCCUUAUCAGAGCUACGGCUAUGGCAUGUAGAGCGGGUACAUUGAUUGGUGUGUUUUUUCCUACUAAUUAGUAUACACGAGCUAACUAUCCUCUUCUACAGCUGGCUACGAACGAGUUCGUUGGAUCUGAAUGGGGACGAGUAGCGGAUGGCGGGCGCGAGCUGGGUGGACGGCGCUAGUAGGGUGCUGUUUUUUUUUCAUCAUUUUUCGCUCUGCAUCGUCGUGUUUCAUUCUGCAUCAACGUAUAUCCCUGUAUAGCAAUACCUAUCA
Molecule: messenger RNA, 803 nt
Organism: Suillus clintonianus
Lineage: Eukaryota; Fungi; Basidiomycota; Agaricomycetes; Boletales; Suillaceae
Exons: 5
Source: RefSeq, a predicted model, not a curated record